Messenger RNA from Racocetra fulgida, 469 nucleotides. Lineage: Eukaryota; Fungi; Glomeromycota; Glomeromycetes; Diversisporales; Gigasporaceae. The record is from the annotation of a GenBank genome assembly.
AUUGUCUUAAGUAUCAAUAUGAGUACGCGUCGUAUACCUUCACGCGUCAAUGAAGUGCUCCAGAGAUUUCGUCACGAGAUCGAAGAAGUAAGAGAUAAGGUUCUGAAGCAAUGCGAAUUUGCUGAUCCCGACUUAUACGUUAAUCUAAGAACUAAGGACGGUCAUGCGCUUAAGCAACUAAAUUGUUGGAUGAUAUUUAAAAAGGAUUUUCACAAAGAAAUGACUAAUCCUGAGCAUAAUCUUUAUCAGCAAAUAUGCGAUGAAUUUAACAUCCCGGGCAAGGAACGCGUUCACAUGGUUGGAGAUCUAGCGCGAAAGUAUUGGAAAGAAAUGGAGGAAAUCCGAGAUAAAUUUAAACACCUUGCCGAUAGGGUAAAAGAGCAAAUGCAAGUUAAUCCAAUUCAUGAUACCCUUAAAAGAAGACCAAACAAACGCAACCCUGACAAAGUUUUUAUACCUUUCAUCGAAG